Molecule: messenger RNA, 2160 nt
Organism: Cercospora beticola
Lineage: Eukaryota; Fungi; Ascomycota; Dothideomycetes; Mycosphaerellales; Mycosphaerellaceae
Source: RefSeq, a predicted model, not a curated record
AUGACCUACGGCAACGGUUUCUCCCGGGGAACGAGCAGGACACUUGUCUACGACCGACUCAAGGUCUUGAAACAUCGAGCCAAGCUAAGAUCUUCGAGGCUGCCUGAAUUUGAGUCAGCAUUGCUAUCGAAUUGUGGCGAUGCGCUGGCUGUCGACCGUCGUCCGCGAGAUGUCUCACCAAUUCCGGUACCUCAAAGCGUAUCCAAAGCCGAUCUGGAGGACUUUUUGCGAGAGAUGUCAAUUUCCGACAAUGGGCGACAAGAUCCAGCUCCGUUUCCGGCUCCGGUUCCCAAUCCAAAGGAAGCUUCAAUAGAAGAGCUAAUGCUAUGUGAUCUGUUGUCGGCGCUGCCACUCGCCGAAGCAGGAAAACCGGUGACAAAGGAGGAUGUCGCUCCUGUUCAUGCUCUCCUCGAGUCCGUCGCGAAUCCCUUUUCACGUGAGAAGCUUGUGGCUCUGGACAUAUACUGGCAUUGCCCCACUGGAUUCGAACGACGAUUCAACGCUUUGGAUGAUAGAGGUUUGAUGCGACUUUACGUCCACGCUAUUAAGUUCUCGAGAACACGGCAAGCUCGUCAGAAUGGCGAUGGCGGAGCACCUCCAGCGGAACUAUGCGAGGAAUUCUACGAACACAGCUUGAGCCAAGCCAUGCGGUGCGCUUCAACGCAUCGCGAUUUGGAUCUGGUCGUGAUACCUGACGCGUUUGUACGGGAAAACGAAAGUGACUACGCCAGGACGGAACGAUGGCGAAAAAGUUUUCUCGAGCACAUCGUUCCGGAAAAAUACCGUGAGCUCAUUGGCAAAUUGUCCAUCGCAGAUAUGCUGCGACUCUGUGAGUGCUUUCGGGAGCAUUUGGAGCCCUGUAUAGUGUGUGAGGCCCUCGCAGAAGCAGGGGAGCACGGGAAGCAAGAUGGGCAUGAAUGCCACGUGACUGAAUGUCAUGGGGAUGAGGAAGAUCAAGGCCAGCAUGAAGAAGCGCCUGGUCCCGACCAACCCUGUGCGGAAACGGAUGAGCACAAAAAACGCCAGAGAAAGGCAAAGAAAGCUAGGCAAAAGCAGAAUCGCAAGGAGAGGGAAGCGGCCGCAGAGCUGGCUGCAGCAAACCACGCCGCUCCUGUAGAGCUUAACGAUGCGAAUAGCGUGGCGGCAGUCAGAUCUGAGCAUCAGGCUGUCAGUGCCGAGCGUCCUGAGCCGGUGGACGCCAGUACUCAGAUGGAUAUCGAUGCGAACGGGACGAUUGAAGCAGCUGUGGCGCUGUUAAACUUCGUUUCUUUGAGCAAGAAGCUGGCCCAAGAGGAUGCAUUGGACUCAGCUGUGCCAUCUGAGAACAGGGAACUGCAACUGAAUUCUGCAGACGCGCGAACUGAAAACGAAGAACUGCAACGGGGACUUCCAGACGUGCCAGUAACUCCAGAGCUGCCUGAAGUUUCGGAGCUGUCGGUGCCAGGAAGUUCAGAGUCCCAUACACUGGGACGUUCCACCCCUUCAGACCUCAGCCCAUCGGAGCCAGAUCUCGACUUUGCGCAAACAAAGCCAAUAACGCCUGGGUUCUCACCGCCCGCGACGCUGGAUGAAAAUACUCUUCGUUUCCAGAGAGCUGGCACACCUGAACCUCACGAAUUCGCGCAGACCCGUCCAUCGGCGCCCAGUCCCUCUAGAUCGGUUGCUGCAGAUCAGACUCCCGUUCGGCUACCUGGUGGCACUGAUGUGACGGGUCGUCCGGUGGUGCCGCAUUCUGCAGAGUCCCAGACAUCAGAACAUGGUCCCUUCCAAGACCCAAACAUAUCAGAGCAAUCUCCUAGUGCCAACGAGGUAUUGUCGCGAGAUUCAAGUCCUGCGUUAUCAACCACGUCAGACGUGGAGUGCUCCCGGCUACCUGUUCCGUUUGGAAAGAAGGCGCUCUCCUGGUCAGAACCGGACCGGAUGUCAAUACUCUACUGGUGGCUCACCGUUUCGACGCCAACAUCAUCAUCACCUUCAUCCACCGCUGCGCCCACUGGGACUUCACAUCGCGGCUCACCGGAGCCAACAGACCAAUCGUCGAUCCCAUCGCCUGGUGGUGGCAGUCCUCGUGCGGCCGGAACUGCUGCAUCUUCCGAACAGGAUGCUUAUGCUGGGAUCUGGUUCGGCAAACUACCUUGUACGCACGCAUCCAACAACUGA